Molecule: messenger RNA, 2331 nt
Organism: Lodderomyces jiufengensis
Lineage: Eukaryota; Fungi; Ascomycota; Pichiomycetes; Serinales; Debaryomycetaceae
Gene: OPT7
Product: Opt7p
Exons: 1
Coding region: 1-2331 (776 amino acids)
Biological process (GO): transmembrane transport
Molecular function (GO): oligopeptide transmembrane transporter activity
Source: RefSeq, a predicted model, not a curated record
AUGUCAAAAGAUCAGGAACCAGCAAAAGAUUUGGAGUUGGAAACAUCCCAAAAAGAUUCUGAUAUUAAAGAUCAAGAACCAACAAAAGUCUUGGAGGUGGAAACAUCCCAAAAAGAUUCUGAUUAUUUAAAUUCUGAUGUUUCAACGGUAGAUAGCCAAAGUUCAGAAGAAGAUUUAAAAGAUAUACCCAGAGUGGUUUUAGAUGUGGUGACUUUAGAAGAUGAUCCAAUCUCAUUAAAAGAUAUAUUCACAUUCAAAUAUAUACUACUAAGUAUAAUAUUCAUUGUUCCUGGAGCUUUCAUAGAUACAAUGAAUUCAUAUCGUACUACUUCAGCUGCUUACUCGAUAUUUUUUGUACAAAUUGCAUCGCAUUACGUCGGUAAAUGGUUAAGUAAAAUACUUCCUCGAGAUAAGUCGAUUGGCUUUGGGAAAUACAAAAUUUUGAUUAAUGAUGGUAAACCUCAUACUAUAAAACAUACAGCAAUGAUAGUUUUAACUGCUUCUUCUGGAGCUACUGGCUCUCUUGGGCUAAACUCACUAAGUCUUGCUGAAAUUUAUUAUAAUCAAACUAUUAAUCCUGCAGUUGCAUUAUUUUUUAUGUGGUCAAUUGUAUUUUUAGGUUAUAGUUAUGCUGGUAUUGCAAGAAAUUUUUUAAUUUAUGAUCCUCAAUAUACUUUUCCUUCAGCUUUGAUGCAAGUUAAUUUGUUUAAUACUCAGAAAAAAGCAGAUGAUGAUACUGGGAAUGGUAAUAAGUUAAUGAAAAUUUUCUUUUGGGUUAUCAUUGGUGUUACUAUUUAUCAUUUUUUACCAGAAUAUAUAAUGCCAUUGUUGACUUCAGUUUCAAUAAUUUGUUUAUGUGGAAGUAGAUCAUACAAGGCAACUUUCUUAGGUAGUGGUCUUGGUGGUGCAGGAAUACUUUCUUUAACUGGUGAUUGGGCAAAUGUUACAAGUUCUAUUAUGAUUAAUCCUUAUUUUAUUCAAGUUAUUCAGUUUAUUGCUUAUGUUCUUGCUGCUUGGAUUUUAAUACCUUCAGUAAAAUUUGGUAAUUUAUCUAGUUUCAAAGCUGGAUUAAUGUCAAAUAGUUUAUUUUUGUCAAAUGGUACAAAAUAUCCAUACACCAGCAUAUUGACUCAUGAUUUUCAAUUAAAUGAAACUAAAUAUGAACAAUUAGGACCCGUAAGAAUGGGUGCUCAAAGAUGUUGGAAUAUGUUUUUUGAUUUUGCUGCUUAUGUUUCAGGUUUUGUUUGGGUAGUUUUAUUUGGUUAUAAAAGUUUACUGACUUCAUUCAGAAAAAUAAAAGCUUCUUUCAAAAGUAAAGGCUCAUUGUUUCAACAAUAUAAUGACAGAUUGAAUAAAAGACAAUCUGUUUAUAAAGAUGUUCCAUUAUAUUGGUUUGCAAUUUUAUUUGGUACUUGUUUUAUAACUUUAUUAGUGAUAUUUGCUACUAAUAGUUUAUUUAUGCCUUGGUGGUGUCUUUUUGUGGCUUUAGCAUUUGGUAUUGUUAUUGUUACUCCAUUAUGUUGGCUUUAUGCACUUACAAAUUUUCAAUUACCAAUUGGUACUUUCAAUGAAUUGAUCUAUGGGUAUAUGAUUCAAACUCAAAGUAAAAGACAUCCUGCUGGUGCUACUGUUUAUGGUGCUAUAGCUGGUGAUUUAUUUUACAGAUGUCAAUAUAUUUUAAAUGAUCAAAAAAUUGGUCAUUAUAUGCAAUUACCACCAAAAGCAGUGUUCAUAUCACAGCUCUUCGGUGAGUUAUUGGGAGUACCAGUCAAUUGGGCUGCCUUUAAAUGGGUGGUUUCAUCAAAGAAAGAGUACUUGAAUGGAACAUUGAAAGAUCCUUCGAAUAUUUGGACUGGUCAAUCAAUUUCUUCAUAUCAAACAACUGCCAUACAAUAUGUUGUUUUAGGACCAGCUAGAAUGUUUAAAUUAUACCCAGUAUUACCAUAUGGAUUCUUAGUUGGGGCUCUAGCACCAGUUUUACUUUUUACUUUACAUAAAUUUUUCCCCAAAUCAUUUUUAAAAUUUAGAUUAUGGAACACAACUGUAUUUUUUUCAACAAUGGCUAAUUUUUAUGGUAAUAUAUCAACAGGUUAUUUAUCGCAGUUUAUUGGAGGUACUAUUACAAUGUUUUAUAUGUAUCGUUAUAAACACCAAACUUGGAAGAAAUAUAAUUAUUUAUUGGCUGCUGCUAUUGAUACUGGUUAUAAUUUAGCAGUUUUAUUAAUAUUUAUAAUUUUCGCUUCUGGUAAACUGAUUCCAAUGCCUCAUUGGUGGGGAAAUAAUGCUGUUAGUGUUGAAAGAUGUUUUGCUUAUGCUGAAGCAGAGGGAUAG